UCUCUUAUCAUGUUCUGUAGCUCAAGACUUAGGCUAGGCAGAACACAAUGUCAAUUUUUUUCUUCUAAAACCAAGUUAUAAUUGUUCUUCAAUUUAUAUAUUAGACUUGUCCUGCAUUAGCUGUUAAUGAUCACCACAUGACGGAAGUCUGUAGAUAGAGAGAGGUUAAAUAAAAGUUCACAUGCAAUUAACAAUGACAGCACGAAGUAUGUUCUGCACUUGCUGCUGGCGAGCUGUAUAUUCUCCUGAGGAGAUAGAGCAGCGGGCACACUCUCAGCUGAUAGACAAGCAGCUGCGCAGAGACCGCAGCAGAUACAGACGCCAGGUGAAGUUACUGCUGUUGGGGGCCGGGGAGAGUGGGAAGAGCACCUUCCUGAAGCAGAUGCGUAUCAUCCACGGCUAUCACUUCAGCACUGAGGAGCUGGAUGAGUUCAGACUCACCAUAUACAGGAAUAUCAUCCAAGGCAUGAAGGUUUUGUGCGAUGCUCGGCAAAAGCUAAACAUUCCCUGGCAAGAUCCUGACUGCGAGAAACCGGCCUUCAAUAUCCUGGCCUCGACGCCCCUGGUCAACGUCACCGACACCGCCUCCUUCAGGGUACUGGUACCUGACGUCAGACGCCUCUGGCAGGACCAAGCCAUCAGAACCACCUACAACAGACGGGCUGAGUACCAGCUG
Hyalella azteca is the source of this 676-nucleotide messenger RNA. Its product is annotated as guanine nucleotide-binding protein subunit alpha homolog. Gene Ontology annotation, cellular component: brush border membrane; heterotrimeric G-protein complex. Lineage: Eukaryota; Metazoa; Arthropoda; Malacostraca; Amphipoda; Hyalellidae. Gene Ontology annotation, biological process: adenylate cyclase-modulating G protein-coupled receptor signaling pathway; Rho protein signal transduction. Gene Ontology annotation, molecular function: GTPase activity; D5 dopamine receptor binding; G-protein beta/gamma-subunit complex binding. The record is from RefSeq and is a predicted model, not a curated record.